UUCAGGAUUUCUGAAAUGAAAUUCUAACCAGCAGCAAUCAAAUAGACAUGCAAUAUAACAAGCGAUGCCGAAGAGACACAGCAAUGAAUAGAAGACGACAUGUACCAUCAUCAAAUGAUUCAUUUGGUAUCACAUUGAAUUUUGGAUUGAAAACCUGACAGGAACUGAUUAGGACUAAUUUUGGUGGCAAUAAAAGGAUGAUAAAUACUUGUUACGGAAGCUAUUUCGAAUGCUGAACAGUUGAGAAAGAGAAGAAAAAGAAAUCGGAAUAAUGCUAUGCGAAGUAAUCGUGGUAUGAACGAGGUUGAUCAUUCAACCAAUGAACAGCAAUUGUCUCACGGCAAUGCUACUGUCGAGGAAAGUGAUAUACCAGGAUUCGCAUAUGAUAGUGUAACUAAACGCUAUUACAGACUGCAACCGCAAGCUAGUGGUCCCAAUAUUGGAUUCCGUGAAAGCGAUUUAAGAGACAUUCGACAACACAAUUCAUUUAUCGCUAGACGUGACCGAUGCUGUACCAAAUCUUGUCCAUCUGUGUCAUGGCUGCCAAAACUGAUACAACGGCGAGAAUUGCAUGGUAGCAAUAUAUCACGAUUUACACGUUUAGUUGCUGAAGGAGCACUGCGUGGCGUCCGAAGAGAGCCCAGCUACGUUUAUACGGGAUGUACAGACAUUGAGACAUUGCAUUCUUGUCAUUAUGUGGACAUUAGUGAUGAUGGGACAACUAUCGUUGGAUGUUGGUCAGUGAGACGCAGGCGGGAUGAAGGAUGGAGGGAUACAUGUGGUGCACGACUUAUUUGUUUCAAAGUUACAGCUGGUUGUUAUGAUAAGACAGAAAGCGAGUGUUGGAAUAAGUUUGGGUUAAAAAUUGGGAGCAGUACAUAUGGUGCGAAUCUGGUAAAGUCAAAUUUAAUGGAUAUGUGUGUCGAACCGAUAAACGACAAUAUCACAUGCGCAUUAUACAUUACGACACAGACCAUUGUUACUAUGCAUAAUCGAUUUUCAACUUUAAGUCGAGUUUGCGUCGAACCAAUAGCUGAGUUUUCUUCGGUUCACGAUCCAACCGAAUUACAUCUGCCCUCGUAUAACAUGAGAUGGACAUGCCAGAAGUAUGUGCGUGCAAUAGCUUUCAGUAGAAAUCGAAUGGCAAUUGGAAUUGGUUUAGAAGAAAAUGCUUUGUUGUUGAACAUUUCAUUGGAGCAAACUACUCGUAUCAACAGUUCGGAAAGAGGUGUAAUGAGUCUAGCUUUUAAUGCGGAUGGGAAUUUAUUGUUUAUGGGUGUAAUGGGUGAUGAUGUAAUUUGCUCAGAUUUACGAAUGAGUAAUCGACCUAUUGUUGCCACCUACGAUGAUACGAAAAGUGUGAGUUGGCUGAAAACGUUACGAACAAAGCCUGAUGUAUUUGUUACCGAAGAUCAUGUUGGAGUUAUAAAAUUUUGGGAUAUUCGGAUGUGUAAGCCUCUGUUCAGGAUCGAUGACAAUAUAAAUCCUUAUAAUAAGACACCGAUGCAUCUCGAGAAGGAUGAAAGGAUUCUCUUCUCGGCUACCUCAGACGGAAUUACACGAGCUUGGUCAACUUAUAAUGGAGAGAAGUUAUGUGAGUUUCCGAGUCAUGACCCAAGGAAUUCAUCGCGGAAGCCGAGACUUGCUUAUGCAUCCAAUUUGGGUGGUUUCUCCGGUAAUGCUGCUAUUCUCGUAGCUACUGGAAGUGACCUUCAUGUUCACGAAUUGGUGUUAUGAUAAUCUUAUGCCGUUACUGUAAAUGUUGUAAAUAUGUGAUGUGCUUAUUUUCCAAUCGCAGUUCGAAAGCUCUAAUUUUUCGUUGUGUUUAGAAAUUAUUCUUUGCGACCGAUACUUUAUUAAUAAUUGCUAUGAGAUAUUUUCGAGUGUUACUAAUAUUAUUACGUGUCAGAAGACAAAAGUCUUUCGUUACAUAGCUACUAAUUUUACAGUUGUGAUCAC
Molecule: messenger RNA, 1959 nt
Organism: Loa loa (African eye worm)
Lineage: Eukaryota; Metazoa; Nematoda; Chromadorea; Rhabditida; Onchocercidae
Exons: 11
Coding region: 277-1737 (486 amino acids)
Cellular component (GO): Cul4-RING E3 ubiquitin ligase complex
Molecular function (GO): protein binding
Source: RefSeq, a predicted model, not a curated record